Molecule: messenger RNA, 6003 nt
Organism: Plectropomus leopardus (leopard coralgrouper)
Lineage: Eukaryota; Metazoa; Chordata; Actinopteri; Perciformes; Serranidae
Gene: mapk3
Product: mitogen-activated protein kinase 3
Biological process (GO): protein phosphorylation
Molecular function (GO): ATP binding; MAP kinase activity
Source: RefSeq, a predicted model, not a curated record
ACGCUCGGUGCUGAGACCAAAUCCGCGCUCACGCACGAAAUCCAUUUACACUCCGGUAGUAGAGAGGGCCCGGAUCGAGUCGUUUUGCUCCGUGAAUCAAACAAUCCGUUCGGUUAAAGCACCGGACACACGGUAGAUCGUUGUUGGAGCGGCCGCGGAGCCUCGGUGACACACACGGACGGAGCGGGAGCGGUCUGGAGAGGAAGAAUGGCGGAUUCGAGCAGCACUGCAGCGGUCGGGGCCGCAGGCUCCAACUGCACUCUGGCUGCUGGGGCGGCUUGUACGGUUCCGCAGGAUAGACCGCCCGCAGCUGUGGGAACCAAGUCCGCCUGCGAGUCCGUGAAGGGCCAGCUUUUUGAUGUUGGCCCCCGAUACACAAAUCUGUCUUACAUCGGGGAGGGCGCGUACGGAAUGGUUUGCUCCGCUAUGGACAACGUGACAAGCCAGCGCGUCGCCAUCAAGAAAAUCAGCCCGUUUGAGCACCAGACAUACUGUCAGCGCACACUGAGGGAAAUCAAGAUCCUGCUGCGUUUCCACCAUGAGAAUAUCAUCGGCAUCAACGACAUUCUCAGGGCACGGCACAUUGACAACAUGAGGGAUGUCUACAUCGUGCAGACUCUGAUGGAGACGGACCUGUACAAGCUGCUGAAGACCCAGAAGCUGAGCAACGACCACAUCUGCUACUUCCUCUACCAGAUCCUGCGAGGCCUCAAGUACAUCCACUCAGCCAAUGUGUUGCACCGUGACCUCAAGCCCUCCAACCUGCUCAUCAACACCACCUGCGACCUCAAGAUCUGUGACUUUGGCCUGGCACGGAUAGCCGACCCCGAGCACGACCACACAGGUUUCUUGACUGAGUACGUGGCCACUCGUUGGUACAGGGCUCCAGAAAUCAUGCUCAACUCAAAGGGAUACUCCAAGUCCAUUGACAUGUGGUCAGUGGGCUGCAUCCUGGCUGAGAUGUUGUCCAACAGGCCCAUCUUCCCCGGGAAACACUACUUGGACCAGCUCAACCACAUACUGGGUAUCCUCGGCUCUCCAACUCCAGAUGAUCUGAACUGCAUUAUCAACAUGAAGGCAAGAAACUACCUGCAGUCCCUGCCUUAUAAAGCCAGGGUCCCCUGGGAAAAAAUGUACAAUGCAGACUCAAAAGCUCUGGACCUUCUGAACCGCAUGUUGACCUUUAACCCUGCGAAGCGCAUCAGUGUGGAGGAGGCCUUGGCUCAUCCUUACCUGGAGCAGUACUACGAUCCCACAGAUGAGCCGGUAGCAGAGGAGCCCUUCACUUUCUCCAUGGAGCUGGACGACCUUCCCAAGGAGAAGCUGAAGGAACUGAUCUUCGAGGAAACGGCUCGUUUCCAGGAAACCUACCAGGGCUCCUGAGACACACAGCUCUAAAGGGUGACAAAGCCACACAGAGGCUUGGAACAAGAUGACCCCAAAACGACAUGCUAAAACAAAAAGAAAAAUGCAUCUUCAAGAAACCAACAAAAAGAGAAAAACAAGAAAUGAACAUUUAACUGCUUAUCUUUCCAUUUCUACUGCAAGAGAGCUAAGUUUAACUUUGAUUUCUGUGGUUGGGUGGGGUGGUAGGGUCUGUGUACUCAUACUGUUUCAGUUUUGUCCAUGUUGGACUCUCCCUCCUCUCACCUCACGUUUCGUUUUUCCCGUUAAAAAUCCUGCCUCAUCCCGUCCCAUCCACAGUAACUCACUGUCCCCCUCCCCUCCGGUUCUCCUCCCCUGCACCUGUUGCUGAUCUGUCUGUCUGAGCUCUCCUCUCUGUCGCUCCCUCUCAUAUAAACUACUGUAUUAACCAACACCAUAACUCUCUUGUCUUGCUCCAUGUAAAUUACAACUUGGAAAAAUCGAGGGCUAAAAGAACGGGGAUGCUAAUUGGGUGUGUGUAUAUACAAAAAUAUAAUUUUUUUGGUUCUUUUUAAGUGUGCUCGCUGCAGUUUUUGUUCGUACGCCGUUGUUUGAGUGUUUUCGGAUCAGUUCAGAGUCGUAUCUGUAUGUUUUGGGGUUUAUAUUUGCAAUUCUUUUUCUUUGGAAAACUUGAUUUUGAGACAAGCAUUUAAUGAUCUUACAGGCAUGUUGGCAGGUUUAUAGAUUUCUUUGUCGUUGCUCUUUUUUUUUCCAAAAACAAAAAACUGUAUGAUGUUCAUAUGAAUGCAUGCAUUCCUGAAAUUAACCAAAGUGGCAGAGAGAUGCAGGAAACUUGGCUGGGGAACAACUUAGGAAUAUCUAUUGUAGUUUUGAAUUGUACCUUAAACACAAAUUUGAUCUGCAACUUGUAUCAAGGGCAGAUUAACUGAACUUAAUUUGUGGAAGGUUGGUUAUAUUCAGGAGUCGCGACAUGAUCGGAACAAAUAGAAAUCAAAGCGCAUAAACUAUAUUUUCUAUAAUUAUGUGUUCAUUUGGAUAACAAAGAUACCUGCGCCCCAUUUUCCAGAACAUUCAUGGUACUCUGUGCCACAUUAAAACUUUUUUUUCUUUUCUUCAUUAGUUUAAUGAUCGCUUUACUUCAGGUAAGUUUUAUAGAUUUGUUCAAAAUGCAUUACAUGCAGAGCAAGAACUGCCAGAAUACUGAUGUUAAACACUGAGAUUAACAUUAAUGUAACAUCCACGUUUGGCUCCAUAGCAUCCAUUUUUCCUUAAAAUACAACUUCUAAUAGCUGAUCCAGUGUCCAUAUCACAUUCCUGUAUAUGAUUACAUUCUCCUCUUGAUGCUAAAUUUAUCAAAAUCCUAAAUUUUCAGAGCCACGUCUGAUAACACCUACAGUAUUCUGGGAAAUGGGGCCUGGUUGACGUCAGCCUUUCCAUCCCACUGUGCUGUUUUCGCACUGUGUUCCUAUCUCCAUUUGACCCACGGCAAUAGAGCUGCAAUGAUUAGUCAGGUAAUCGAUUCAGUCAAUAUAAAGAAAUUAAUUGCCAACUAUUUUGAAAUCAAUUAAUCGUUUCGGUCAUGUUUCAAACAAAAUAAGUCAAACAUUUGCUGGUUCCAACUUCUUAAUGGUGAGCUGCUUUUUGCUUUUGGAGCAAAUUGGGCUCUGGAAAAAUUGUGCUGAGCAUUUUUUUCUUUUUUGUGACAUUUUAUAGACUAAACGAUUAAUCAAUUAUACAUGAAAAUAAAAGGUAGAAUAUUCAGUGAAAAUAAUCAUUAGUUGCAGGUCGUCAGGGCGACUGUAUGUGCACACAGAUUGCAGUCUAACUGACAGCAAAGGCGAAAUGUAAACAGAUUUAUGUAAAAGUGGCCAGUUUAGAGAAGUUUCCAGCGAGCAUUUUCCAGAUGAUGAUCAUUCUGGAUCAUUGAUGUGAAUGUUGAAUGUAAAUGGCCCCGAUUUCUGGAAUCAUGUCGCUGCAGCUCAUCAUUAAUGAACUUGUACAAGAACAGCAUCUCUUUAACGAUUACUGAGAAAACUGCACGUGCUGCUGGUGAAUGCUGCAUUCAUGUCACAUGAGAUGGAUGGUAGAGAUAAGAUUCAACUGUAAACAACUUGUGAGGAUAUUCAAGACGGUUGUAUGAUUACGGAGUGUCGUUGCACAGAUGAUAAAACACCAAAUCCUUCAAGUUUAGGUUUAAUUAUAAGGAACAGCGUUCUCUGGCGUUAAUAUUGUUCGGUUUUCAGGCGCUCUUAUAUGAGUAAAUGCCAAGUUGUAUAUAUCAGAGCUUUCAUAACAGUUGUUGCUACAACUUGGAUUUUCCUCACAUGAAGCAAAUAAAUGGCAAAGAGCUUUCUAUUAUUGUUACAUUUCAUUGUCAGUCUCAAAAAAACAAAAUCUUAAGAACAAAUAACAAUUCCUUUAAAAAAAAACUUAAAGUGCAGCAACAAUCUAGUAAAUUAAAAGACCUAAAAAAAAUUCAAAUAGUACAUUUACUGCAACAGCAACUAAAUGUUGGAAAUGGAAAUGAAGUCCUCACUCUAAAACAGUAGCUGCACAGCGUGGCAAAGAAGAAUUGAUGGUCAGAAAAAGUGCUGUUUUAUGCAGGUGUGACACUAAUUUAAAGUUUGUUGAUAAAUUAAGUGUUAUCAGACUUACAUACUCGUAUUACAGGCAGUAUCGGAAAUAUUCCCGAUGCUAGUAUCAGUAUCAGAAUGACUUUACUUACAAUAGAACCACAUUUUUUAAAUUUCGGUUACAUUACAUUGAAUGACGGUCAAGGUGAGGCGUACAUAUUUUUCCAGUUGUCAGGCACUACCAUAUGCCAAGAACAAUGUAUGUGAGCUUUCAGAAACACUGUUUAAGAGUCGUAAUCAUGAUAACUCUGAUAUGACUUGAAUGCAGCAUAAUCAGCAACAUAAUCCCGGCAAUGUCAGAGUGCUGCACAGUUAUUCCUGCUCAGCGCGCAGCCAAGCAACCGUCAUCGCUCUGUGGUUGUACAGUGUAUAUAUUCCCUCUCUGCCUGUUUUCUGUCUUCAUGUGCUCCUGUUCCCCCUCCUCCGCCGCCUGUGUGCUCUCCUGUUAACAUGCUGGAUGUUUACUCUUCAAUGUGGGUGAUUUAACGCUGCGUCGUUUCUCAGAUGGUUUCUCACGUUUGUCUUCAUCCUCUUUGUUCUGGAUGUGACUGUACUAACUGCUCAGCUCAGUCUGCACUAAUAUCGCCUGUUGCACUGGGACCAGUAGAGAAGCCCCACUUCACAAAGAAAAAAAAAAGGACCAACACAUGCACUGGAUCCCCUCUCUGUCUCUUUACGGGCAGGCCUGUGAGCGCUCGCCGGCCUUGCCCUCUCGCAGCAAAAAUCAUUGAGUCAUGAGCUGUUUUCUCAGAAGCCAUAGCCAGCACUCUGGGAUCGGUGUGAGGCUUUUUGGUGCAUGUGGUGAUACUCAUCCUUAUGUUCGACCUCCUGACUCUCACCACGCUUUACUCAAAGGGCUGCCUCCCCUCCUCCUCCUCCUCCUCUUCCUCCCCUGUCUGUCUGCUUCUCCACAGUGGGAUUUGUAACUCAUAUCACUGACUUUGCUGAUGCUUUUCUCCUCUGAAAAAUCAUUGUCUCGCCUGGAUCAUUCAUGCAGGAAACUUGCAUAACUCAAUCAGCACGCCUGCACUUUGUCUCUCCAGCCGCGCUCUCUCCCUUCGGACGUUUUCGUCUUGUGUCAGCUUUAAGUUUCGCCUGCUCUGUGUGUGUGUAAAAGCUCACGCAUCGUCUGCAGUUAUUUAUGUCUGUGUACAAGUGUUUGUGUGCUCAUCAGUAAAGCCAAGACUCUUUUUGUCCUCUGUGUUUUCGGCCCUCUCCCCGUGCUUCUCUUCUUUUUGUCCGACACAAAAACAGUCAGGCAGAUAUUUUCUAUCAUAUGUAUAUUUGGUCGCCAGGCAACCAGGCCCUGCUUGCUUUUUUUUGUUUUGUUUUUUUUGUUUCCUCUCCUAUUGACCUGCCACCAGACUGGACAUCUAACUGGGAAUGAACCAAGAGGACCACUUCUUUUUUUUUUUUGCAAUCCUCCUGACACACGCACACACACUUCCUCUCUCUUCCUGAGGAGUGUUAUCUGUGUGUUUGUGAAAAGUUGCACUUAAACACACCAUAUACAUUCACACAGUAUCGCCGAGUCUAAAGGCCUGUCCGUCACGAGGCCUGUUUCCAGAUAUUGUUGUUUUUAAAUGGCUGUUCUUAUUAUUGCUAUCGUUGUUAUUAUUGGUGAGUUGUUGUAUUUUCUUUCUUUUUUCUUUUUUUUUUUUUUUUUACAUAAAAGGGAGUUAAAGUUGUUCUGUUUUUUUUUUUUAAUUAGGAUGUUUUUAUUUGUUUUUUCUUCCUCAUUUCUCUUAUGGGCGUGAUGAUUAUUGGCAGUGUUUUCAGUCUUUCUGAAACCUUUUUUUUUCUUUGAUUUCCCCUCCAAGAUCUUAUAAGGAAUUAUUUUAAAAGAAGAUAUAGGUAGAUUGUCAAAGAGAUAUGAGUUAUUGAGGGUUAUAGUCUGUAUAUUCUAUGGGUAUUAUGAAUUAAACAAUUAACAAAGAAACAGAAUUAUAUACAUAUAAUUAAAUAAAAUUUCCUGAUACUGUUA